Messenger RNA from Juglans regia (Persian walnut), 2189 nucleotides. RefSeq names its product ankyrin repeat and zinc finger domain-containing protein 1. NCBI's taxonomy places the organism in Eukaryota, Viridiplantae, Streptophyta, Magnoliopsida, Fagales, Juglandaceae. The transcript has 7 exons. The record is from RefSeq and is a predicted model, not a curated record. The coding region runs from base 34 to 2094 and encodes 686 amino acids. Gene Ontology annotation, molecular function: protein binding.
CAUUCGUGACAGGGAACCCAAAAAUCCACGUCCAUGGCGACAGGCCAUCCUCCUACUUUGACAACCAAAAUCACCAGAGAAACCAACAGGACCGACCCUCAGCAAGAAAAACGACAUCGUUCCAUCUUCGACCUCCCGCCCGACUUCUUCGACUCCUGUCAUCUUCUCUCCUCCCCUCACUCCUCUCUAACUCCGAUCUCCGAGCACCUUGAUAACCCCAACAGCUCUGCUCCCGAAACACUAGACUUUCCUCAAGACGACGCUAAUGCCCCCAAAAACGUCGUCUUAGCAACGCCAAGAUGGACCUGCAACACCUGCAAGGGCGAGUUCGACUCCCUCCAGGACCAGCGCUCGCAUUUUAAGUCCGAUAUUCACCGAUUCAAUGUCAAGUUACACAUUGCUGGAAAAAAUAUUGUGAGGGAGGAAGAUUUUGAUGAGUUCACUUCUGAUUCUUUCAAAGACUAUGAUAUAUCAAGCAUAUCGGGUUCGGAAGAUGAAGCCGAAAAGGAAUUUGGCCCCAACCGUGAUUUACAUCGGGGAACAACUGGCAACUCUAAGCAACAUUUAUAUAUCCGUCUUAAUACGGGAGAGCGGAUUUCAUUUUGGAAGAGUUUACUUAUCAAUGAAUCUGAAAACAUUUAUAAUGGGAAUGAUAUUGCAGUAGACAGUGCGACUGCGCCAUGCUUGGAAGAGAACGAUGUGAUCGAGAGAGUGAAAAGUUUGAUUCGUGAGCCUAGGGAUAAUACCCGUUUGAGAAUUGUGUUGCUUGCUAGUGGUGGGCACUUUGCAGGCUGUGUCUUUGAUGGUAGCUUAGUUGUUGCUCAUAAAACAUUCCACCGAUAUGUUGUAAGGGCUAAGGCUGGAAAAAAACAGUCAUCAAAAGAUGCCGGUGGCAAGACUGUGCAUUCUGCUGGGGCUUCACUUCGACGAUAUAAUGAACUUGCUUUGAAGAAGGAUGUUCAGGAACUACUUGCUGCUUGGAAGCCUUAUUUUGAUGCUUCCACUUGCAUUUUCAUUUAUGCUCCUUCAAACAACCAUCAGUUGCUCUUCAAUGGGGAAAAACCUUAUUUUAGCCAUCGGCACGGUGUUGUUCGAAAUGUUCCAUUGACUGUUAGGAGGCCAACUUUGAAGGAAGCCAAGCGUAUAUAUAACCAAUUGACUCAAGUUGCGUAUGAAAUAGAUGAGAAGGAGAUUCCACUAAGCAUUGAAGAGGACUUAUGUUCAAGAAUGAUUACAAUAAAUGAUGGCAUCCUGGGCUCCAGCAAAGAAGACAUGGGUGAUGAGUCGGGUCAUGGGGAUAAUGUGGAUGCUUGUUCAAGUUUCAAAAAAUCUGAUGAACUCUCUGUAUCAAGUGAGAGUGAGAUUGAACUUAUGGGUAGAUCAACUCCUUUGCAUGAAGCAGCACAAUCUGGCAAUGCUCCAAAGGUUUUGGAACUCCUGGAACAGGGUCUUGAUCCUUGCUGCAAGGAUGAAAGAGGACGGACGCCAUAUAUGGUGGCAAAUGAAAAGGAAGUGAGAAACAGUUUUAGAAGGUUCAUGGCGUCAAACCUUGAAAAGUGGGAUUGGCAGGCCGCCAAAGUGCCUAGUGCAUUGACUAAAGAAAUGGAGGAAUCUCAAGCUGCUAAGCAGGCCGAAAAAGAUGCAAAGAGGAAAGCAAGAGCAAAAGAAUUGAAGAAAUUACGGAAGGCAAAAGAAAAGAAGGCUCAGUCUCAGCCUGCCCUAAGCCAAAAUGCUUUAAAAGUUGUAGAAAAUCGAGGAGCUACUUCAACUUCUGUUCUGAGGGGAUCCCAACCUAGCAGUGGUUCACAGAUCUCUAAAGAGGAGGAGCUGAAAAGGGCAGUGACUGCUGAGAGGGAAAAGAGAGCAGCUGCUGCUGAGAGGAGACUAGCUGCGGCUGCAGCCCUUGAUAAACCAGGCAAUAGUUCCCCAACAGUAUCAAUCACUUCACAACCCGGAAGUGGGUUAGCCGGUGACAUCAACUGCUCCUGUUGUAAUACUUCGCUGGCCGGCAAAGUUCCUUUUCACAGAUAUAAUUAUAAGUACUGCAGCACCUCCUGCAUGCAUGUACACAGGGAGAUCCUGGAGGAUGGAUAAUCAUAAAGCCCCUUAUAGUUCUAUUUUUUAUGAUUUUACUGGUGUAAUUUUUUGACGACUUAAAAGACACUCAAUUAGAGUUUUUGUUUUUCUUA